Messenger RNA from Aspergillus japonicus CBS 114.51, 639 nucleotides. RefSeq names its product BTB/POZ domain-containing protein. Gene Ontology annotation, molecular function: protein binding. Lineage: Eukaryota; Fungi; Ascomycota; Eurotiomycetes; Eurotiales; Aspergillaceae. The coding region runs from base 109 to 639 and encodes 176 amino acids. The transcript has 4 exons. The record is from RefSeq and is a predicted model, not a curated record.
CUCACUCCGACACCCACCUCUCUACUUCCCUCGAGAAACAAUCUUACAGGCAAACAGCCCCGUCAUCAACCGUCUAGCUCUUGAUUAUUUCUAGAUCAAGCUACAAGAAUGGCUUCCUCCAACCAGGCUCAGAAGUCUGUCAGAUUCAAGGACACUGUUAACGCCGAAAAGCCAGGUGAUCUGUUGGCCAGCAUCAAGAAGUACUUCGCGUCAUCAAAGUUCUCCGACCUAACCAUCCACACCCUCGACCAAGAUCUCAAGGUUCAUCGGCUGGUCGUCUGUGGGCAGUCCGAGUAUUUCUCACGUCUCUACGAAGGUGAAUGGCUGGAGUCAGGAAUGAACGAAAUUGAUCUCAAGGUGGACGACCCCCGUGCGAUAGAAGCAAUGUUCCACUUCAUGUACGGAUAUGAAUACGACAGUAGCGACAGUGAUCAAGGCCGUGCAUCGCCCAUGCUGUUUGCUGUCAAGGUGUAUCAGGUCGCGGACAAAUACCAGGUCCCUCAGCUGAAGGACCGCGCAAGAGAGAAAUUCAAGUCUAUCGUGGAGACGUGCUGGCAAACGGACGACUUUCCAGUUGCUAUUGAAGAGGCAUACAAGCGCACCAUUAAGGAGGACAGAAGUCUCCGAGACAUCCUUUGA